AUGUACAGGGAAGCAUUGUGGGAAGAAGGUAAUCAGAGCUAUGAAGGAGAAUUCAUCUUACUGGGAGUCGCUGACCGCCCACGCUUGGAGAUGUUCCUCUUUGCCUUUAUCCUGACCUGCUAUAAAAUGACCCUGUUGGGAAACACAACCAUCAUUGUGGUGUCGCGGCUGGACCCCCAUCUCCACACCCCCAUGUAUUUCUUCCUCAGCAACCUCUCUUUCCUUGAUAUUUGCUUCACCACCAGCCUUGGACCACAGAUGCUGGUGAGCUUCUGGAAGAAGAAGAAGUCUAUCUCCUAUGGUGGCUGUGUGGCUGAAUUGCACAUCUCCCUUGCUCUGGGCUCUACAGAAUGCGUCCUUUUGGCUGUCAUGGCCUAUGACCGAUAUGCUGCAGUCUGCCAUCCACUGCGCUACACUACCAUUAUGAGCCACUCUUUAUGUUUCAAGAUGGCUGCCAUUGCCUGGCUUUUUGGCUUCAGUAAUUCACUAGUGCACACAGUGAUGACUGUUCAGCUUCCACGCUGUGGAGAGAACCGAAUAGACCAUUUUUUCUGUGAGGUGCCAGCCUUAAUCAAAUUGGCCUGUGUUGACACCUCCUUCAACGAGGCUUUGCUUGUUGCUUUUAGCGCAGUGUUCCUUAUAGUACCACUAGGCCUCAUUAUGGUCUCUUAUAGCUAUAUUGUGGUUGCUGUGUUGAGGAUCCGCUCAGCAGAGAGCAGGCAGAAGGCCUUCAACACCUGUGCUUCCCACUUGAUCGUGGUGUCGCUCUUUUAUGGGACGGCCAUCUUCAGCUACGUCCAGCCCGCAUCCAACUACUCCCGCGAUCAGGGCAAGAUGGUUUCCCUUUUCUAUACAUUCAUUGUCACCAUGCUCAAUCCCCUAAUCUAUACCCUGAGGAACAAAGAGGUGCACAAAGCUCUAAGAAGACUGACAAAGAGAGUCUUCCUUUCUAAGAGAUCUUUAUAUUUUAUCCAUACGUUGUACAGAGAUUUCCUAAUUACAUGA
This is a messenger RNA of Podarcis muralis (Common wall lizard), 1005 nucleotides long. Its product is annotated as olfactory receptor 2G3-like. Gene Ontology annotation, cellular component: membrane. Gene Ontology annotation, molecular function: olfactory receptor activity; G protein-coupled receptor activity. NCBI's taxonomy places the organism in Eukaryota, Metazoa, Chordata, Lepidosauria, Squamata, Lacertidae. The record is from RefSeq and is a predicted model, not a curated record. Gene Ontology annotation, biological process: G protein-coupled receptor signaling pathway.